AUUGUUUCCGAAAGGAGCACAGAUAUUUGGUUCGCUUUCGUGGUUGCACUAUAAAUGGCCGACCCUGGCCUUCUCCCUCGGCGGCAGAGACUGCAGAAGAGCAAGCUUGGGAAGAAGCUGAUCAAGAUCGUUUUCCGCUGGCCUUAGAGAGAAGCAAAGCAGUGAUCUUCUCCGGGAAGAUGACGGCUUUCAGCAUUGAGAGCGUGAUAGAUGAAUUCGAAACGAUGACCAAGAAUGCUGGUCACCACCAGAGGGAGACUCUCCGGCAGAUUCUCGAGCAAAAUGGGAAAACAGAGUACUUGCAGAACUUAGGCCUCGGUGGAAGAACUGACCCAGAGAGCUACAAAGCAUGCGUCCCUUUGGUCACUCACAGUGACUUGGAGCCGUACAUCCAGAGGAUUGCGGAUGGUGAUUCUUCUCCCAUUCUGACAGGCAAACCUAUACCUGCAAUUUCACUCAGCUCUGGCACCACACAAGGGAAACGCAAGUAUUUACCAUUCACUGAGGAGUUGGUUCAGUCCACAAUGCAGAUAUAUCGGACUUCAUUUGCAUUCAGAAACAGGGAGUAUCCGAUAGGCGAUGGAAAAGCUUUGCAAUUCAUCUAUGGCAGCAAGCAGUUCAAAACUAAAGGAGGUAUUACCGCGACAACGGCGACGACCAAUGUGUACAUGAGUGAACAAUUCAAAUGCACUAUGAAGGAUAUCCAAUCUCAGUGUGCAAGUCCUGACGAAGUUAUAUUUGGUUCAGAUUACCAACAGUCAUUGUAUUGCCACCUCCUGUGUGGGUUGAUUUACUCAGAUGAAGUGCAGUUCAUAUUUUCCACCUUUGCUCACAGCCUAGUUCAUUCUUUUCGGACUUUCGAGAAGGUGUGGGAAGAAAUCUGCACAGAUAUUAGAGUAGGAGUCCUCUCGAGCAGAAUUACCAUUCCAUCUAUUCGCGAAGCUGUUUCAAAGAUUUUAGUCCCCAAUCCUAGUCUGGCAGACUCCAUAUACAACAAGUGUGUUAGAUUGAGCAACUGGUACGGUGUGAUCCCGGCGCUUUGGCCUAAUGCCAAAUAUGUCUAUGGCAUUAUGACAGGGUCUAUGGAGCCAUAUCUGAAGAAACUAAGGCACUAUGCAGGCAACCUGCCACUUAUAAGUGCUGAUUAUGGAUCUUCAGAAGGAUGGAUUGGUGCCAAUGUGAAUCCUAGCUUACCUCCAGAGUUAGCUACCUUUGUAGUGCUUCCGAAUAUUGGUUACUUCGAGUUCAUUCCUUUGGAGAAGCCUGAAAUGCAGGAGCUGGAGACUAGUCCCACCUCCAUUCACUACAUAGAAGCCGAGCCGCUAGGCCUCACAGACGUCGAGGUUGGCAAAGAAUAUGAAGUUGUUUUUAGCAAUUUUGCAGGUUUGUAUCGGUAUAGAUUGGGAGAUGUGGUAAAAGUAACUGGCUUUCACAACUGUGCGCCCGAGCUUCGGUUCAUAUGCAGGAGAAGCCUAAUGCUGAGCAUCAACAUAGAUAAGAACACUGAGAAAGACCUGCAGUUGUCAGUUGAAGAAGCAGCCAAGCUUUUGGCUGAGGAAAAAAUCGAGGUUGUAGAUUUCACUAGCCAUGUUGACACUUCGACAGACCCAGGACACUAUGUGAUCUUUUGGGAGCUAAGCUCCGAUUCGAGCGAUGAGAUUCUCCAAAGCUGCUGCAAUUGCUUGGACCUAUCUUUUGUUGAUGCUGGCUAUGUUAGCUCCAGAAAAGUCAGUGCUAUUGGACCUCUAGAACUUCGCAUUGUGCGGAAAGGAACAUUCAAUAUGAUCUUAGACCAUUAUGUUGGACUCGGGGGUGUCUUGAGCCAGUUUAAGGCUCCACGCUGUGUCAGCCAAUCGAACAACAAGGUUUUGCAGAUCUUGUGCAUGAAUGUUACAAGCUGCUAUUUCAGCACUGCCUAUGAGAAGUGA
This is a messenger RNA of Zingiber officinale, 1928 nucleotides long. RefSeq names its product jasmonoyl--L-amino acid synthetase GH3.5-like. Gene Ontology annotation, cellular component: cytoplasm. Gene Ontology annotation, molecular function: acid-amino acid ligase activity. Bases 180 to 1928 code for a protein of 582 amino acids. The transcript has 4 exons. The record is from RefSeq and is a predicted model, not a curated record. Lineage: Eukaryota; Viridiplantae; Streptophyta; Magnoliopsida; Zingiberales; Zingiberaceae.